Messenger RNA from Chara braunii, 1826 nucleotides. The record is from the annotation of a GenBank genome assembly. Lineage: Eukaryota; Viridiplantae; Streptophyta; Charophyceae; Charales; Characeae.
GUCUCCCCCUGAUUCUCAGGGCCUCCCUCCACCACUCACCAAAUGUAUACAAUAUUAGUAGAAUGAAUCUUCUGCUAAAACAUGGAACCAUACACCGCCAUAUGCUAUGUCUUUUGUGCAUGUGGUACACUCAUGCGGGCAGUACAGAAAGAACACAGUUAUGGGCAUCUUGCAAGCAGAGGAAAACUUGGGCCCCCUUUUCCCUAUCCAUCGUCUGGACCGACUUGUAUCUGGCCUCCUCAUCUUUGCCAGGAACAGCUCUGCAGCCGAAAGAUUUCGAAAAGAUGUUCAAGGUGGGAAGGUAGAGAAGGAGUAUUUUGCUCGAGUAAUAGGAGUCUUUCCUGAGGAGGAGGUCGAAGUUAGUGCCCCGGUGCUGUAUGAUCCAAAGGAAGGCCACAGUAUAGUUGAGACUGAGAUUCCAGAGGAUGAUCCACGUCAUCGGCAAAGGCAGGCAAGGAAGGACCAGAUUCUUUCAAAUGGUGCCAAGUGUAAAGAUGCGCGCACUCGGUUCAAGAGGCGGAGUACUGACGGAGAGACUAGCAUUGUUUCUUGCAUGCCAUUGACAGGGCGGACUCACCAGAUCCGGGUCCAUUUGCAAUACUUAGGUCACCCGAUUGCAAACGACGCACUCUAUCUUCGCAGCGAUAUUGACAAUCCUCUUCGCAAACGAUCGCAUGCUCGCACCAAUGCGGACAUGGCAGCGAAGAAGGCAUUUGCAGGGGGGGAAAGUGCAGUUGUGUCGAGGACGGAAAUGCCAGCAAGGCAUGCUCCCUACGAAGGUGUGAGCGGUUCACCAAAGCCGAUAAUAGAAACAUCAGAAUCGCAAACGUACAUGGCUCCCGCUGCUUUAUCCACCAACAAGGAUGAUGGGGUCAUGGAGGGUUCACGUUCGGUUCCAGGAAUAUGUGUGGACGUGCCAUCAAAGAGCCAAGGGGUUGGUGAGAAAGAUGACGUUCCUCGGGUUCAAGCAGAGAAACUUGAAGAAACGGAGAGACAGAAAUCAGCAAACCUACACGAAGUCCGAGGAAUGUCCGCAGGGGCAGAUCUGAGAAGUAUGGAAAGACAAGGAGGGGCAGAAGUGGAAUCAUACGAUGGUAAUGUGAUCGCAGAGGAGAGUUCGGCGAAUGCGAGGCAAGGCAAUACUUGUACGUCUUCCAUUUCUUUGGAUAUGAAAGCAACUGAAGAAAGUGGUGUUAGAGUAGAAGUCAAACUAGAGGAGACAUCAAACGCAUCUCUUCCGUUGUCUGGCAGUGCUGUGGUGUUAGAGGAUAAGUCACAGAAGCAGAACAGCGGAUCUUCGUCAGCCUGCACUUCUUUUGACAGACUUCAGCAGUCUGCGCUCCCAGUGCUGUCAUCUCACAUGUCAGGUCAGGAACUUCAGGCUGAUGACAGGACACAGGCCGUGGCCUCACGGGCAGUUGAAAGCUCGGAAACCUCAGUGGCUGUUCACCAAACUACAGACAGCAGUGGAGAAAGCAGAAGCAGAAACAACUGCAGCGGCAGUGCGCACACUCAGAAUGUCGGGAUUACUCAGGAGGAACAAGGAGAACCAGGCCAUGAACACAACGCAGAGACAAGAAAACUGAGGAAUGGGACGAUCGACGCUUUUGCAUUUCAAUUGGAUCCUUUAUGUACGCACUGUCCAUCGCUUGCACCAUCAGGAUAUGAAGAAGAGCUGGAGGGGCUGUGGCUGCACUGUACGAGGUACGCAGGACCGUCUUGGUCCUACCAAUGCCCGCUUCCAAGCUGGGCACUGUAAAUACGUAAUACGAACUGCUCAAGGUUUAGUGCUCAGAGUUCAGCCUUUCAAGUAGGGCAUUGUUUAG